GCAAUUUUGACAUUUUUGAAAACUUUGCAAAUAUCUUUGUUUUCUUUCAGUGGAUUUUGUACAUACACAACAAAAUGUAGCAAGUAUACCAGUAGUAGUUGCGGUACAUGGGGCUGGAGUAGAUGUGGGUACACAAAGUAUUUUUCCUGUUAUAAGCGGCACUGUUGUUCAGGCUGGGGCGGAAGUAACUGUAACAAACCAUUGUGCAAUAAUUAUUGUCGCAAUGGUGGAACAUGUAUUCGUCCUAACACCUGUAGCUGUACAAUAUAUUACUCUGGAUCAUAUUGCCAAACCAAAAAAUCAUGUCUUGGAAAGCAGAUGGAAAUUUUCUUCCUUCUUGACUCGUCCGGAAGCAUAGGACAAACGCAUUUCAGCCAAGUAAAAGACUUUGUCUGGAACGUUUCGCAAGUUUUAGAUAUUGCUCAGAGUAAAACAAGAGUGGGUUUGAUGACAUUCAGCAGGUUCCCGAUUAUACGACUCAGCAUAGUUGAUACGGAGAAUAAGACGCAAGUGCUGGAUGACAUAAAGAGUGUGCCAUACGUACCAGGUUUGACAGAAACACAUACGGCGUUGAGCCUGUUGCAACGUGAGGGAUAUUUUGGAUCCCGGUCUAAUAUUCCGCAUGUUGCGAUGCUGAUAACAGAAGGAAAAUCUCUUCAUACGAAGGACACUUCAGAUGCUGCAGCUUCUUUACACUCACAUGGCAUCCAGGUGUUUGUGGUUGGAAUUGGACAUAAUGUUGCGUCAACUGAGUUGCACACCAUUGCCUCUGAUCCUGAUAGUGGCCACUUGUUGACAGUCGAAACCUACAAAGAACUGCCCAGCAUCAUCGAAAAACUGACUACACUGACAUGUGAUGUUUCAGCGCACAGUUAUACGCCAAUGACAACACCAAAGCCGAUUCUGUUCCAGCAUACAUACGGUGAUCCAGUUUCGGAAUGUAUUGGAAAGGCUGCAGAUAUAGUGUUUGUCAUAGAUUCAACUACUACAAUUGGAGCAGCCCAUUUCAAAAGCGUCAAACGUUUUGCACUGGACAUCGUCAAUGACUUUGACAUAGCCGAUAAUGCUACACGGAUUGGAGUCAUAACGUUCAGUACAUAUCCUUUACUUCGCCUGGAACUAGGCAAACUAAAUGCCAAACUUGAGGUUCUUAACUUUAUCAACAAUCUAGUGUACUUCACAGGAAAACGCGAAACAGACAGGGCUUUGGAACUUCUUCGCAUUGAAGGACUUUUAAAUCAUCGUCAAGAAACACCGGACAUUGCAAUUUUGAUUACUGAUGGUCCUUCUACAAGUACAUUUCUUACUACAAGGGCGGCUGACGAGCUGAAACAAAGCGGCGUUGAAGUUUUUGUUGUUGGUAUAGGUGAUAAAGUUAAUGCUCAAGAACUAGGAUCAAUUUCAAGUGAUCCUAAGGACCAUGUUUUCACAGUGUCUAAUUUCGAUGAACUUGGCCUGUCAAGCUUCGAAGGUGUUGUAGCUAAAACCAUUUGUAAAGAUAUUCCAUUUUUAACAACGCAAAGAACCACUCCUUCGACAACUACACCAACGCAAACAACAACACAUCAGUUGAUGACGUCAUCAAGAUCACCCUGGCUGAUCAGCGGAAAUGACACCUCGGAUUGUGUUCCUGACGUUAAAGACAUUUUGUUCCUUGUGGACAGUUCAACUAAAGUUGGCGAGAAGAACUUCAUGAAAGUGAAGACAUUUAUCAAACAAACUGUUGGAACGUUUAAUAUUGGAUUAAACCAAACACGUGUGGGGUUAAUUCUUUUCAACACAAAUGCAACAUUGGUGUUUGCAUUGGACGCGUAUGAUACAUCACAAGACAUACAACAGGCUGUAGAUAACAUAGUAUACAAGCCAGCUAAUAAAACAAAUACAGCGCAAGCUUUAGAGUUUGCUCGCACACAAGGUUUUACUUAUGAUCGUGCUGGAGCGCCAAACAUUGCGUUUGUAAUAACAGAUGGAUAUUCCUCUAACAAAACAGCCACACAUCUUCAGGCAACAUUGGCUAAAGAGAAUAAUUUGAUACAGAUUGUAACGACAGCUGUCGGACAGUAUGUUGACUUUGAUGAGCUUGUUGAUAUAGCAACUGAAAAUCCAUACACAAAUCAAAGUCUGUUUUACAGCGUGGACGAUUUUGACGAUCUGCAUGUGAUGUCACUUGAAAAUGUGUUGACUAGUGUCAUAUGUGGUUUUCAAAUCCUGCCUACAUCACCAGAAACAACCACGACAACCACUACGACCACGUCUCAUUCUACAUCGACCCCUUGUUAUGACAAAGUGAAGAAUUGUGAUGAAUAUAAGCAAGAUAUGUGCACAAGCUAUAAACCAUGGGCCAUGGCUCAUUGCAAUCAAUACUGUGGAUUUUGUCAAGGCACCACUACCCCUGUAAAGAUAUGUUUUGAUAAGAUAGAUAAUUGUCACGAAUACGGUCCUAACAUCUGUAAUUCGACCGCAUUUAGAAAAUGGACAAAAGACCAUUGCUCGCUCUACUGUGGACUUUGUGGACCUCCAACGACAACUACUUCAAUCCCGUCUACACCAAAAUUUGAAAUACCAACAGUACCACCCAAGACACCUAUGCUGCCUUCGUCUGGUUUGAACUCAUCUUGUUACAAUAAAGUCGACAAUUGUGAUUUAUACACCCAGGACAUGUGUUCAAGUUAUCGGCCCUGGGCAAUGGAACACUGUAGAAUGUUUUGCGGAUUCUGCAUAGGGACCCCCACUCCAGUUGAACAUUGUGUCGAUACGGUUGCCAAUUGUAACGAAUACGGCGCUGAUUUGUGCACCUCAUUAGGUUACCGAAGAUGGUCGAAAGAGCAUUGUCCCCGUUUCUGUGGAUUUUGUGGCAAGCAUUGCAAUUAUAAUUCUAAACGGUUUCAGAAAACAGAAAUAAACAACUUGUGUGCAUAUGAAAAUUAGAAUGCAAUUUAUUUG
Ruditapes philippinarum (Manila clam) is the source of this 2943-nucleotide messenger RNA. RefSeq names its product collagen alpha-4(VI) chain-like. The record is from RefSeq and is a predicted model, not a curated record. The coding region runs from base 319 to 2928 and encodes 869 amino acids. NCBI's taxonomy places the organism in Eukaryota, Metazoa, Mollusca, Bivalvia, Venerida, Veneridae. The transcript has 22 exons.